This is a messenger RNA of Caenorhabditis elegans, 2611 nucleotides long. It is a transcript of the gene vhp-1, whose product is annotated as Tyrosine-protein phosphatase vhp-1. Gene Ontology annotation, molecular function: MAP kinase tyrosine/serine/threonine phosphatase activity; protein tyrosine phosphatase activity. The transcript is spliced from 5 exons. The record is from RefSeq and is marked reviewed. The coding region runs from base 211 to 2031 and encodes 606 amino acids. Lineage: Eukaryota; Metazoa; Nematoda; Chromadorea; Rhabditida; Rhabditidae.
AUGACGACGGCAGGGUGGACGUCUUCUAUGUUCUUUCCCUCAUCCACACAUACUAUUUCGAGAAGUCCUCUAACAAUCUGCGGUACCUUCUAGGCUUAUGUCCUCCCCCGUCCAACUCCUCCCACUUCUUCCACUCCUUCUGAAUACUUCCAAACGAGCCCCGCUAUAGUGCUGUGCUCAGUGGACCCUCCAAGUUGCCAAAUUUUUCAAAUGGGUGGUCAACCGUUUGAGGCGUUCCGUAAGAAUCGCAAACGAAAGAAGACGAAAAAUAAGAAGAAACGAAGAAAUAACAAUAAUUCAAAGAACAAAACUCCCAACACUUUUCCUAAUGAAAUUGAAGAGCAAGACCCCGUAUCAUCACUUCCGACAUUCCCAGCUAAAAAAUUUGGACUAAAACUUCAACUUACUCUCACUUCUUCUCCUACUAACUCAUCUAGUCCUAUUUCGAGUUCUUCACCAACCAAUGGUGGCUUCAAACAAUUCGCACAACAAUAUCCUCAAUUGUGCGAGAGUUCAGAAGGAAUGACUCGUUUGCCACAAAGCCUCUCACAACCAUGUCUAUCCCAACCAACUGGAGAUGGAAUCACAUUGAUCACUCCAAAUAUUUAUCUCGGAAGUCAAAUUGAUAGCUUGGAUGAGACCAUGUUAGAUGCUCUUGAUAUCAGUGUUGUCAUCAACCUUUCUAUGACUUGCCCCAAAUCCGUAUGCAUCAAAGAAGAUAAGAAUUUUAUGAGAAUCCCAGUAAAUGACUCCUAUCAAGAAAAACUUUCUCCAUAUUUUCCAAUGGCUUAUGAAUUUCUUGAAAAAUGCAGAAGAGCCGGAAAGAAGUGCCUGAUUCAUUGUUUGGCUGGCAUUUCUAGAAGCCCCACACUGGCUAUUUCGUAUAUUAUGCGCUACAUGAAAAUGGGAAGCGAUGAUGCAUACAGAUAUGUGAAAGAGCGUCGCCCUUCGAUCUCGCCAAACUUCAAUUUUAUGGGACAAUUGCUUGAAUACGAGAAUGUUUUAAUCAAAGAUCAUGUGCUUGACUACAAUCAAGCUUCAAGACCACACCGACAUAUGGACUACUAUGGGCCAUCUGAUCUGUGUCCACCAAAGGUUCCAAAAAGUGCAUCAUCCAACUGUGUAUUCCCUGGAAGUACUCAUGAUGAAUCAUCACCAUCUUCUCCUUCUGUAUCAGAAGGAUCAGCUGCAAGUGAGCCUGAGACAUCAUCAUCAGCUGCUUCAUCUUCAUCAACUGCAUCUGCACCUCCAUCGAUGCCUUCUACAAGUGAACAAGGAACAUCGUCAGGAACAGUUAAUGUCAAUGGAAAGAGAAAUAUGACCAUGGAUUUGGGACUUCCCCAUCGCCCAAAAGCUCUUGGACUUCCAUCAAGAAUCGGUACUUCUGUUGCGGAGCUGCCGUCUCCAUCAACUGAACUUUCGAGAUUAAGCUUUAAUGGUCCAGAAGCAAUUGCUCCAUCUACUCCAAUUCUUAACUUUACCAACCCAUGUUUCAAUUCUCCAAUCAUCCCAGUUGCAUCUAGCUCGCGAGAAGUUAUUCUGACCCUUCCAACUCCAGCUGCUUCAUCUUCUUCUUCAACAUCAUCUGAACCAUCUUUUGAUUUCUCAUCAUUUGAAUCUUCAUCAUCGUCUUCAAUUGUUGUCGAGAACCCAUUUUUCGCCAGCACAGAAGUGCCUGCUGGAUCAUCAUCGAUAUCCACACCAUCUGGAUCACAAUCAACUCCAGCAUCUGCUUCUUCAUCAGCUGCUUCUAGAUGCAGAAUGAAGGGAUUCUUUAAAGUAUUCAGCAAGAAGGCUCCAGCUUCAACUUCCACCCCGGCUUCCUCAACCCCUGGAACUUCCCGAGCAGCUCGUCCAGAAUGUCUCCGAUCAUCCGGCAUCAUUAUCUCAGCACCAGUUCUUGCAAUUACAGAAGAAGAAGAUGCCGAGUCUCCAGAAUCGGGGUUUAACGAACCCGAAGUCGGAGAAGAAGACGAUGAUUCGGUGUCAAUUUGCUCGACGAGCUCUUUGGAAAUUCCGUGUCACCAGUAAUUUUGUGAACAUCAUUCUCUAGUCCACACAUAAGUUUCUUCAAAUUGAAGAAGAACUAUGAAAAAUGAUUGAAAAUUCUUUAUUUCAAUCAGAACCAUUUUUCAUCCAUCUCUCCCAACAUCAUUACUCUCAUUACAAUAUGUGAUAAUUGUAUCCCCUUCAUCAAUCCAUCCCACUUCACCCCCUCUCCACAUUUUUAAAGUGUCGACGGGUACUGUGUGCUCUUGAUUUUGAGCCCUGACCCCCUUCCCCAAGUUCUUCUUCAUGAAAAGCAAUAUUUGAACUCGUGAUGUUCGAUUCUUUCCGUUUCUUUUUUAUUUUUUUUUAUUUUUUAUAUCUUGAAUCCAUUAGAGUAUCCCAAUUUUAUCAACCAUGUUACUUUAUUUGACAUUACAUUUUUUGUAUAUAACCCGGCAAAUUUCAUUUAUUUAUACCAUUCAACCCCACCAACCAAAACAUCACCCCCAAUUUUUCAUUUUUAAACCUCUACUGAUUCUGGUCUAGCCUGACGUACCACACAUUUAAUUAUGUGGAAUUGAAAGAAUAAUUCAAUUAAUAAUAAUGAAAAAAGUUUUUUUUU